This is a messenger RNA of Papilio polytes (common Mormon), 787 nucleotides long. It is a transcript of the gene Taf12, whose product is annotated as transcription initiation factor TFIID subunit 12. Gene Ontology annotation, biological process: DNA-templated transcription initiation; RNA polymerase II preinitiation complex assembly. NCBI's taxonomy places the organism in Eukaryota, Metazoa, Arthropoda, Insecta, Lepidoptera, Papilionidae. The record is from RefSeq and is a predicted model, not a curated record. Gene Ontology annotation, cellular component: transcription factor TFIID complex; SAGA complex; SLIK (SAGA-like) complex. The transcript has 3 exons. Gene Ontology annotation, molecular function: DNA binding; TBP-class protein binding; protein heterodimerization activity. Bases 179 to 712 code for a protein of 177 amino acids.
CUGUGGUUAAAAAUGAAUGCCAGGAUGACGUCUUAAGUUGAAACUUCAAUAAUUUUCCUAAUUUGUAAAUAUUUCAUCACAUGGGGUAUUUGUUUCAAAUCAUAGCAAUUGAAUACAUAUAUUUAGUUUUAAUGUUAAGAUAGCAGGAAGUUUUAUUUCAUACGCGUGUAGGAAAAGUAUGUCAAGUAAUUCGAUUGGCUCAAGUUCAAGCAUGCCUUCUAUAGGGAAUUUGAAUCAACAAAGUGCCAUCCAAUACGUUAACAACCCUCUUCAAAGCCCUCAAAUACAAGCAGCGUCGGUUCAAAAUUCACCUUCACAACACAGUCCGAUGGCAACGCAAUCACAAGUUAGCGGGAAAGUCAUGCAAGGUGGCGUGGACCAACUAUCAACAUUAUUAACUAAACCUCGUCUUUAUGAUUUAGUGAGGGAAGUUGACCCAACAGUACAAUUAGAUGAUGAAGUAGAGGAUUUGUUGUUACAAUUGGCUGAUGACUUCAUUGACACAUCAGUUGGAUCAUCUUCUUUAUUUGCUAAACAUAGACAUGUUCCCGUGGUUGAUGUUAGAGAUGUCCAAUUACUAUUAGAACGCCAAUGGAACAUGUGGAUACCUGGUUUUGGUAACGACGAGCUCCGACCUUACAAACGAGCAGCCAUCACCGAGGCACACAAACAAAGGAUGGCACUUAUAAGAAAAAAUAGUAAAAAAUACUGACAUAUGAUGUAGCUAGUGAAUUUAAGGUAUGGGUAAUUGUAAAUAAAUAAAAGAUUUGUUUUCUAAAAUUUAUAA